CAGAGAAGACCUGAAAUGAAAUGAUACAGCUCUGCUGAUCAACUGCACUCGCUGAAAAAGGCUCCUCGAAUCUGGGCUGCCUCCAGCUCCUCGCGCCGCCGCCUAGAUCCCACGCGUCGCCGCAGCCGGCGUCACGCCCCUUCCCUCCCCGGGUUCGUCGCCGAACUUCCCCGCCGCCCGCCGCAGUCUCCUCCCCUACGACCUCCUGCCACCACCAACCGCCGCCGGCUCCUCCCCAUCUUCAACUCUACCGACCGCCUCCUCCUCUUCCCCAUCUUCAACGGACGCCACCGAGCGUGCGCUCCUCCUGCGCAGCCACCACCCAAGCUAAAAUAUCGACCCAGGAAUGGCAGUGUCUUGGACACGAGUAUUGAAGCGUGGAGUUAUUCCAAGAGACACAGCUCAAUUGGUUGGGACAAGAGGCUUUGCCGUUGCGGCCAAGGGAAAGGAGGGCGGAAAAGGUGGCGCGGCUGAUGCUAAACCUGUGCUCAGCAAAGAAAUGAAGAGCACAGGUGUGUUUGGGGCGAAUAUCCUGAAGGAGGGUUCUGACCCGAAGAUCCAACCAGACUCUGAGUACCCUGGCUGGCUGUGGCACAUGAUCGACAAGCGUCCGGUGCUGAGCGAGCUACGGAGGAAAGAUGCCAAGGCGCUGCCCUAUGAAGACCAGAAGCGUUUUAUCAAGCUGGACAACCGGACUCGGAUCAAGAAGAACAAUGCUCUCACAGUUAAGAACUGAUCGGGACACUCUCAUCUCAUCAUAGUGUCUUCUUAUCUGGAGUAGUUGAUUUUGGUAAUAAUGUAGCAUUGAAGCCGAGCUCACAGUAGAAUGUAGCCUAUGCGACCAGCAAAAUAGUUUGUCAUGUUCUUAUGAAGAUUUAACUUGUGUGUCCUGCAGCAAAUGCUGUACCAAGUUUCCCAUGCUCCUGCUUGUUUGCGUUUCACGGUAAGAUGUAAGUUCCAUGCUUUGAAGUAAAAGCUAUAGCACAGGGGGGUGCUUGUGAUGAUACCUAUUAUUGGUACAGCUUUGAAAUUUGAAUUAUUUAUGCU
Triticum dicoccoides is the source of this 1047-nucleotide messenger RNA. RefSeq names its product 54S ribosomal protein L37, mitochondrial-like. The coding region runs from base 347 to 736 and encodes 129 amino acids. The record is from RefSeq and is a predicted model, not a curated record. Gene Ontology annotation, cellular component: mitochondrial large ribosomal subunit. The transcript has 2 exons. Lineage: Eukaryota; Viridiplantae; Streptophyta; Magnoliopsida; Poales; Poaceae. Gene Ontology annotation, molecular function: structural constituent of ribosome.